Molecule: messenger RNA, 909 nt
Organism: Biomphalaria glabrata
Lineage: Eukaryota; Metazoa; Mollusca; Gastropoda; Planorbidae
Product: keratin-associated protein 4-5-like
Exons: 1
Coding region: 1-909 (302 amino acids)
Source: RefSeq, a predicted model, not a curated record
AUGAAUACAUGUGUAAUAGAUACCUGUGCAGUGAAUACCUUGUGCAGUGAAUACCUGUGCAAUGAAUACAUGUGUAAUGAAUACCUGUGCAAUGAAUACCUGUGUAAUGAACACCUGUGCAAUGAAUACCUGUGCAAUGAAUACCUGUGCAAUGAACACAUGUGCAAUGAAUACAUGUGCAAUGAAUACAUGUGCAAUGAAUACAUGUGCUAUGAAUACCUGUGCAAUGAAUACCUGUGCAAUGAAUACCUGUGCAAUGAAUACAUGUGCUAUGAAUACCUGUGCUAUGAAUACAUGUGCAAUGAAUACCUGUGCAAUGAAUACCUGUGCAAUGAAUACCUGUGCAAUGAAUACCUGUGCUAUGAAUGCAUGUGCAAUGAAUACAUGUGCAAUGAAUACCUGUGCAAUGAAUACCUGUGCUAUGAAUGCAUGUGCAAUGAAUGCAUGUGCAAUGAAUACCUGUGCAAUGAAUACCUGUGCAAUGAAUACCUGUGCAAUGAAUACCUGUGCAAUGAAUACCUGUGCAAUGAAUACCUGUGCUAUGAAUGCAUGUGCAAUGAAUGCAUGUGCAAUGAAUACCUGUGCAAUGAAUACCUGUGCAAUGAAUACCUGUGCAAUGAAUACAUGUGCAAUGAAUGCAUGUGCAAUGAAUACCUGUGCAAUGAAUACCUGUGCAAUGAAUACCUGUGCAAUGAAUACAUGUGCAAUGAAUGCAUGUGCAAUGAAUACCUGUGCAAUGAAUGCAUGUGCAAUGAAUGCAUGUGCAAUGAAUACCUGUGCAAUGAAUACCUGUGCAAUGAAUACCUGUGCAAUGAAUACCUGUGCUAUGAAUACAUGUGCAAUGAAUACCUGUGCAAUAAAUACCUGUGCAAUGAAUACAUGUGCAAUGAAUGCAUGUGCAAUGAAUAA